AACUUAAAAAGGGUUGGGGCAGUGGCAGUCCCAUCAUCAUUAGCAGCUGCAACUUGCGGUUUGUGGGUAUUGAGAGGGAGAACAAAGAGAAUCAGAAUCUCUUCCCAUCAUAAAUUCAGCAAGAAUGGGGUCCGCCUCUGCUGCAAAUCCAGCCGCCGCCAUUUCCACUGUGUUCGUGUACGGCAGCCUCCUUGCUGACGACGUUGUUCGUGUCCUCUUGAACCGCGUACCCCCUUCUUCCUCCGCCAUCCUGCAUGAUUACCAAAGGUUUAGCAUCAAAGGGCGCGUUUAUCCUGCCAUUUUGCCUGCAGAAAACAAGAAAGUUAUUGGGAGGGUACUCAUCGGCAUCACUCCUCCCGAACUUCAUAUUCUGGAUGAGUUUGAGGACAAUGAGUAUGAAAGGAAGACUGUCAAUGUCUUUUUACAGGACACUGCUGAGAAGUUACAAGCCUACACAUAUGUCUGGGAAAACAAGACUGAUCCAAACUUACACGGUGAAUGGGAUUUUGAGGAGUGGAAAAUACUGCACAAGGAUUAUUUCCUGAAAAUGACAAAGGGUUUUAAGGAAGAGAUGAAGCUACCUGAUUCAAACACAAGAGUUGCAACCUACGAAUCCUUUUAUGAAGGGAAAGAUAGUGGUCCUCCCCAUUCUUAAUAUUCAUUUUUUAAUUUAUAAUGACUCUUCAUAGGAGCUAGCAUGCUUGCUGUAAUAAGUAUAUAUGAUCUCCUGGAACUCUGAUUUUCUAGUCCAACUGUUGGGGUUCUGUCUAUCAUUGACUUUGAAAGAGAUUGAAGAACAGAAUUCCAAAGUUGUUUCCUUCCCAUUCAUCAAAAUGUAUAAUCAUUUUGUUUUACAGUAUA
Messenger RNA from Sesamum indicum (sesame), 861 nucleotides. RefSeq names its product AIG2-like protein D. Lineage: Eukaryota; Viridiplantae; Streptophyta; Magnoliopsida; Lamiales; Pedaliaceae. The record is from RefSeq and is a predicted model, not a curated record.